AUGAAGCAAUUGCAUGGGGAAUCUAUCGACCAGUUUACAACAAGAUUACGCCAGAAAGCUAAGAAUUGUGAAUUUUCGGACAUUGACUCAGAAAUUAAAAGCCAGAUCAUACAGGGUGUUGUUUCACAAAACAUGAGAAUGCAGUGUUUACAAGAUCCGGAUAAAUCACUUAAUGACUUACUUACAAAAAUGAGAACCAUGGAAAUAUCAAAAAGUCAACCAGCAACUAUGUCAAAGGAUGAAAGUAGUCAGCAAGUAGUGCGGGUAAAAAGCAAUCCUCGAUUUAGCCGUCAAUCAAAGGGAUUCGCACCUAAACGUUAUCAGCAACGUUCAUAUCAAACUAUCCCAGAAGCAAGUAACAAAGAAACAUUAAUCAGUUAUGAAUUAUCGGUAGAGCUUGGGAUUUUACCGCAAAUACAAUCAGUUCAUAAAUCAGUUCAAAGCAAAGACGCAUAUUCAGGACUUAUUGAAGAAUAUUCUCAAGUUUUCACAGGCUUAGGAUGUCUGAAAGACAGAAAAGUUAAGUUUCAUAUUGAUAAAAGCGUUGUACCUGUAGCUCAAACGCCUAGGAGAGUUCCAUUUCAUGUACGUGCGCAAGUCGAAAAUGAACUUAAAAGUUUAGAGGAAAUGGAUGUCAUUGAAAAGGUUAUAGGUUUACCGACACCCUGGGUUUCGAACUUAGUUGCAGCUCCGAAACCUAAUGCCCCACACGAAGUGAGAGUGUGCGUGGAUAUGAGAAAAGCUAACACCGCAAUCAAAACAGAGAAAAAUGUUUGCCCGACGGUGGAUGAUAUCAUAUUGACGUUAAAUGGCGCAACGGUAUUUUCACGUCUAGAUCUGUACAAAGCUUUCCAUCAAAUUGAAUUGGAUGAAGCAUCACGUGUAAUGACAACGUUUCAGACACAUAUUGGACUGUUUAGCUAUAAAAGUCUAAAUUUCGGGGUGUCCGCAGCACCGUUAAUUUUCCAAAAUGAGCUUCGUCAAGCACUUCAAGGUCUAAAAGGCAUAUUGAAUAUUGCCGACGACAUCGUAUGUUUUGGUAAGACACAGGAGGAACACGAUGCCAAUCUUCGCGCUUUACUGCAACGUCUUCAAGAUAGAAACCUCACACUGAACAGCAAAAAAUGUUCAUUCGGACAAUCUAAAAUCCAAGUUCUACGGAUACGUAUUUUCCUAAUCCGGAAUUUCACCCGAUCCUGA
Ruditapes philippinarum (Manila clam) is the source of this 1200-nucleotide messenger RNA. RefSeq lists its product as uncharacterized. The record is from RefSeq and is a predicted model, not a curated record. The transcript is spliced from 2 exons. Lineage: Eukaryota; Metazoa; Mollusca; Bivalvia; Venerida; Veneridae. The coding region runs from base 1 to 1200 and encodes 399 amino acids.